AUGAGAAAGAGGGAUGUUUUUACCUGGAACUCCAUGAUUCACGGAUUUGGAGUCCAUGGACUUGGUAAUGAUGCCAUCUCUUUCUUUGAGCAGAUGUUGCUAGCUGGUAUCCGGCCUAAUUCAAUCACUUUCCUGGGUUUGUUGUGCGGUUGCAGCCACCAAGGCUUGGUACAGGAGGGUGUUGAUUACUUCCACCAGAUGAGCUCCAAAUUCAAUCUCACACCAGGUAUCAAACAUUACGGCUGCUUGGUGGAUUUAUAUGGCCGAGCUGGUAGGCUUGAUAAGGCACUGGAGACGAUCGAAACUAGCCCAUCACGGGACGAUCCAGUCCUGUGGCGAAUCCUGCUGGGCUCCAGUAAAAUCCAUAAGAAUGUGGCCACUGGAGAGAAAGCAAUGAGGAAUUUGAUGAGACUCGGGGCACUAACCGCGGGGGAUUGCGUCUUGCUUUCAACCAUAUAUGCCGGAGCAAACUACCCCUCAGGGUUUGCCAAAAUGAGGAAACUGAUAAAAACCCUUGGGGUGAAGACCACUCCUGGUUGGAGCUGGAUUGAGAUCUCUAACCAAGUUCACAAAUUCGUCGUUGAUGACAAGUUACAUCCUGAUAGCAUGCAAGUCUAUGAGAAACUCGAGGAAGUAACGAAACGAGCGGCUUCAGCUGGCUAUGUGAAGGAGGAGGCUGUAAUGCUGAACCUGCCUGGGUCUUGGUCUGAAGGAGGGUAUUCAGAGACUCCAAGUUCAUGCCACAGUGAGAAGCUAGCGAUUGCUUACGGAUUGGCAAAAACUCCAGAAGGUACAAGCCUGCGCAUAGUUAAGAACUUGAGGGUUUGUAAAAAUUGUCAUUCGUUUACGAAGUUCGUAUCCAAGGCAUUCAAUAGAAGCAUAGUUGUGAGGGAUAGAGUUCGAUUUCAUCACUUCAAGAACGGAGUGUGUUCAUGUGGAGAUUAUUGGUGA
This is a messenger RNA of Linum trigynum, 951 nucleotides long. NCBI's taxonomy places the organism in Eukaryota, Viridiplantae, Streptophyta, Magnoliopsida, Malpighiales, Linaceae. The record is from the annotation of a GenBank genome assembly.